AUGUGGCCGACCCAUUCUGCCGUCGUCUCGGCUCUUCUUUUCGCUGCAGUUACGGUCCGUUACUUUUCUUUUCUAAUUCGAAACGUCGAAAUCAUGAAACUUCUAAUGGAAUCAUUUUGCUCUUCUUAAAUAGCGCACAAUGGUACCUCUUUUUUCCAUUCAAUGAAAGCUCUUUCGAACAGAAAUUGCAAAUUCCAGUCGCUGUUUAUUUAAAAUUCAUUUAUUGGCCUCUGUAGAAUUUUCAAGCAGAAGCCAUUUGCAUGAAAAUUGAGGGUCCGAGAAGGACUACGAAUCGUUUCGAAGCCUAAUUUUGGGGACAGUUAAGCGAAACUUUCAAUUUUUUGUGAGUUGAAGUUAUUGAUGACAAAUAUGUUUGUAUAUUGAAGAUUUAAAAAAAUCAUAAAAUCUUUUUGCCUUUCGUCGAUCGCGUGUCUUGAUCUGAAAUUUCUCUUCUUUCCCAGAAUUUCUAUUUCAAAACUAUAUUUUCUGGCCAGCCGUCUGUGAGCUGUAUACUAAUGUCUUUAGAAACACAAGUAAGUUUAAAUGAUGAUAAAUAAUUAGAAGUCAAAAGCCAGCUACUAAUAUCAAAAAAAAAAAUAGAAGGUGCCGAUGUCUCAAUCGAAAUUUUUCCACUGCUCACAGAGAAGGUGCUUGGAAAUUUAUGUAAAUAUGCCUUUUAAGGUCUUUAAAUUACGAUCUUUGAAAGUCGCUAUUUCUGUGAACUUUUUUUCUAAGCAAUAUCUUUAAAUUUCUGAGCAGUACAGAAAAAUCUUACUAACAAACGUUGUCCCGGUCAAAAAUUUGAUGAAUUUUUUCAAAGUAUUCAUUAAGGCCUCCUGAUUCCAUAACUGGAAGAACAUUCUCGCAAAAGAUCUUUUUUCGAUUUACGAAGCUUCAAAAUUUGCAGAAAGCGCAAAUUCUGACUUCAAUCUUUUAAAGCGUUUCAACUCGAAAACUAGAUCUAUGGCUAAUAACUUUCCCUAGUGCGAUAGAAAUGGUACAAGUUUGAAUGAAUAAUGAGCACCGCCAUAACAAUGGUAGGCUUGCAUCUCAAAUGAUCGUGGAUUCGUCAAAUGCUUCUUGACGAACACAAUUUAUGUAUAUUCAAUUAUCUUUUUUUCAUUCUUUCUUGGUUUUUUUGAAAAAAACAGCAUCGAUAGCUCAAGAAAAUGGAGCAUCUAAUAACAGAACGGAGAAAAACUUUUACUAUCAUCUACACGGAAAUUGAUGUUUUUCAUAGGUUCCACAACCUGUGAUUUCUUUAGACUUAGUAGUUCUUCUGCUUUCCUUCGUUUUCGAAUACGUCAUGAGAAAGCGCACUCUGGGGAUUAGUCUCUCAUUUUUCUUAAACUAUCGUUUUUCAUAUAGGAUCAUAACUUUUUUUUUUUCGAAGGCGAACUUCAGCUCAAACCUUUUAGAAGUUCAAUUAUCGAAAAAUAAAAUUCAGGUUAAUAUUUGGGUGAAAAAUUCAUAAAGUAAAACGAAAAUCAUCAGAUUCGAAUCUCAAACCGCUUCCCUAGGAAAUUAAAAAAAAAGGUGGAAGAAAAGCCGUCGUCGUUUUGCCCAUAUCGCAAGAAGCCGAAUCGCUCUGAAAGACUAAUUAAAAAGAAAAGAAGUGGCGCAAAGGUUUUCUUUUCCUUCAGUCAAAGUGGCAUUUCUCUGUGAUGUCACACACAUUUUGCACGUUUCUAACGUAGAGUUUUUAGGGAUUCAAAAUAUUCAAUUCCAUCAGAUUGAGUCUUUUAUAAGGGAGGUCAUUUUACUCUGCGGUUGGGAACUUCCUUUGUUCUGAAAAUUGGCCAGAACACUCCUCGACGUACCAAAAGAAGAUUCUGAAAGUCUCACCCUGCACAACUUCCUAGUUUUCGAGAAAUAAGCGCUCAAAGCCUCAAAAUGUCCUAUUUUAACGGCUUUCAGUGUUUUCUUGGACUUAAAGGUGUCCUUUUCUCGGAAACUAGAAAGUUGUGCAUGUUAAGACUUUCAGGAUCUUUAUAUGGUACAUUGAGAAGUGUUUUGACUGAAUUUCAGAAAGUUCCCAAUCGCAAAUUGACCUCCCUUUUUAAGAGUUUGAAGAUCUUGACUACUUGAAGGACCACUGGAAUGACAUCGAAACUUGCAAAGUCAUUGAGAAUAUCGCAGGAAAAGUUUAUAAGUGAAAGAAACAUUUUUAUUAAUUAAUGGCGUGUUCAAAUUGAAUUUAAAAUAACCUUUCGAGAAUGAAAAAGAGAGCUAAACUACGAAGAGUCAGAGAUUAAAUUUUUUUUUUGAGUUUUCGGAAAUUACUUUUUAAACUGCAUAAACGUAUUUUUUCAGGUAUCAAUAGCAAACGCCGUGUCGAUUCCUCGGUUCAGACGUUCUUUUGACACUCUGGUAAGCACUAAAUCUUCUCCGCGCUGAGAUAAUUCUUCUUAAAUCAUCUGUUUUCACCGAAAAGAAGACAUCUUGAAAUUUAGGCCGCAGGAGGUUUUACUGCCUUAGAUAAACGGACGUUUGAUUCAUUGGUAGGAAAACCGGACACCUAUUAUUAAUCUUCUUUUUUUUCAGGCAGGAAGCGGCUUUGGCGGAUUCCAUAAGCGUGCUUUCGAUAGUUUGGUAUGUUUUUUGAUCAUUUCUCACUUUAAUUUUCCGGAGCUUUUAAUGAACACGAUUUGAACUUUCAGGCAGGGGACGGAUUCGGUGCUUUCAACAAAAGAGCGUUCGAUUCAUUGGUGAGUUUUCCUACAGGGGUAGUUAGAAUAGUAUAGUUGUGAUAAUGAAAUGGAAUCAUUUAAAUUAAAUUCAAAACUUUUCAAGCCUUCAAGUUCGCUGUAGUGGAGGAAUGACGCCUAAAUCUUUGAAAAAAUCUCACAAAAAUGUGAAAGUGUUAAAGUUAUGAGCCGGCAAAAACGAUUUCCGCCAAAAGGAUUCCAACCCUGGUCCCAAUAUUGACAAGCUUCGGGAGACCACUACCACUACACCACGCCGCCAGUUGCUGGCCAAAGGCUCCGAGCGCGGGCAUAUGCGCGCUGGAAAACUUUCGACGAGCUUUUCCUCGGUCGCCUGUGGGGUUUAGCAGAAUUUUAUUUUUGAUUCCGAGUUCUCUCUCCUAGGCCUAUCCACCGACAAAGUCUCAAUUCUCAACUCGUUGUCGAGACCACGCCCUAGUAAGACUGAUUUGCCGCUCUCGUUUUAGCCGUUUUGAGGCGGAAUGAGUAGAGUAAACUUUUGUGGCUAGAAAGCAACGUACUAUUUUCUUUAAAAACCAGAAUUUCGCGUUAAAUUUCAGGAGCUUAAGUUAAAUUAACACGAUUUGGACUUUCAGGCAGGGGACGGAUUCGGUGCUUUCAACAAAAGAGCGUUCGAUUCAUUGGUGAGUUUUUCUACAGGAGAAGAGUAAUUAAUUAUAAUUAGAAUAACAUAGUUAUGAUGAAAUAAUAAAUCCAUUAAAUUGAAUUAAAAGUUAUCAAGAUUUUAGGUUCGCUGUAUUGGAGGAAUGACGCCUAAGAUUGACUUGCCGCUCUCGUUUCAGCCGUUUUGAGGCGGAAUGAGUAGAGUAAACUUUUGUGGCUAGAAACUAUUUUCUUCAAAAACCAGAAUUUCGCGUUAAAUUUCAGGGAAGUAGUGAUAAUUUUAUCAGUGAAUCUCCAGCACGUUAGGAAAUAUUUUGAGAAGAGGAUUGAAAGAAUAUAGCAAAAUCAAAAAAUGUCAUUCCAUUUUUUUCAUGCGGUUGCUACUGGAAAAGAGUAUAUAAAACUCUCGGUGUUCAGAAAAGAGCGUAGGAGUAUAUUUUUAGAAUUAAUUGGCAAAAUCAGCUCAGUUGUUCAAGUUUUUAUGGAGAGAUUCAAAACAAUAUUCCGCGUUUGUGCUUUAAUAUUCCGAAUCAUUCCUCAAGCUAAAAGAAGUAAGCUCUCCACUAGUUCGAUGAUAUUUUAAGGACGGACCGGGAUUCACGGGCUUCCACAAGAGGGCCUUCGAUUCGCUCGCCGGCUCCGGCUUCGGUGGAUUCAAUAAAAGAGCUUUCGACUCCCUGGUUCGUCUCACCUCAAACCUUUUUGGGAAAAAAUAUGAAAAGUAGAUGUCAAGAUGUUUAUUCUGGGCGAGAAAAACAAAAUACGCUGGGCAAAUUCUGCUGAUAUCAAUGGAAAAUUUUCGUUAAUACUAAAAACUUUUUUUCAGAACGGUGCAGGCUUCACGGGAUUUGAGAAACGAGCUUUUGACACUGUGGUGAGCCCAAUAUUUCGAAAGAUUUUAUUUUUUUUUUGAAUGAAUUUGGAGAAAAUGGGAAAUAAUCACUACUAGUAAUACCAAUCGCCCAUAACGAACCUUCAUUCAAAACUUGUUUUUGCAGGAAUCUUUGGCAGUUUUCUUUUUUCAAAUUUUUUUCUUCUUAUCAGAAAUUGUCCUUACUCCAAGAGAGCGUUAGGAAGAACUCUGAAAUUAAUUAAUUUUUAGAAAAAAAGUUUCAUUUUGUGUUGGCUUUUUUUACAGCUCCAUUAAAAAAAUUAACCAAAAAAUUGUUCAUAUUUUUGAAAUUCUGCUUCGUUCAGAGUUCAAGCGGAUUCGACGACUUCUAA
This is a messenger RNA of Caenorhabditis auriculariae, 4553 nucleotides long. NCBI's taxonomy places the organism in Eukaryota, Metazoa, Nematoda, Chromadorea, Rhabditida, Rhabditidae. The record is from the annotation of a GenBank genome assembly.